AUGCUGGCUGCAGACGCGGGGUACAACGUGGUCACCUCCACCGACAGCAAGGGCGAGUACAAGAAGGGAGAACAGGACAAUAUCCUCAUCGAGUUCCUGGAGCGCGGACUCAGCAGCGAAAUUGCAAGCCGCUCCUCCUCCUCCUCCUCCUCCGAUCCUCAUCUCCAUCCAUGCCGACAUCCGCCCUCUCCCUUCUUCCCCUGGCCAUCUCCCUUGAAUCCCCGCAAGCGGUCUAGCCGAGCCCGAUUCCUUGCACCAGGGAGUGCUACUGCCGUAUGCACUCCUCCCCCUUCACUUCGGCCUUCUCCCCGCGGAUGUGGUCUACUGCCGUACAGGCUCGUACCAGAUGCCCUUGCGCUCAUCCGCACCACCCCUCUUCCCAGUUGGGCAUUGGUCCUCGCCUCCAAUGUCUCCACUGGCCGGCCCGGCACUGGCCUGGCCGCUGGGCUCCUCCAGUGUGGCCUUCCACUGUUGGUGUCUCAGGAGCUGGCCAUCACUGGCCCCUCUGAGCCACUCACUAUCUUAUCUGGCCGCCUCUACAACACUGGCGUUCCCCUGCCCAAGGCAUAUGGUGCCUUCAAGAACUGGUGUGUCAACAUCGAGGCAAACGCUCUACGCGAUCAGCUGCGCAAAGCAUCGCAUGCGCAAUCCGCACCACGACCGCCUCCCCAAUUCCGCCCGCAGGUAGCCCCAAUGACACCUGCACCCGCCCCGGCCCGACCCGCUGCCAACGAACCGGUUCCGAUGGAAAUCGAUCGCACCCACGCCCGUGGCCGCAAUAUCAUCUGCUACAACUGUCAGCAGCCUGGACACAUUGCGCGGAAUUGCGCGGAACCAAGGAAGAAGCGCACAUUCUUCAAUCGGGCCACGAUGCUCGAAGAGAUCGAGAACGGGGACAAAGACAACGAGUUCCUCAAGGAGAUUGCCGAGAAGCUGCGCGAGAAGGGUUUUUGA
Mycena citricolor is the source of this 954-nucleotide messenger RNA. Lineage: Eukaryota; Fungi; Basidiomycota; Agaricomycetes; Agaricales; Mycenaceae. The record is from the annotation of a GenBank genome assembly.